Messenger RNA from Penicillium canescens, 384 nucleotides. RefSeq lists its product as uncharacterized. The record is from RefSeq and is a predicted model, not a curated record. The transcript is spliced from 8 exons. Lineage: Eukaryota; Fungi; Ascomycota; Eurotiomycetes; Eurotiales; Aspergillaceae. Bases 1 to 384 code for a protein of 127 amino acids.
AUGCGGUUCAUCUGGAUCACUGCGGCCCUCGUCGCCGGCUGUGCCGGAGCUCCUUUGACCUCCCCAAUGGACCCCAAUGGUGAUGUGACUAUUGACAGAAAGACAAUGAUUGCUGACGAGCUGCCAGAACAUGCUAACCAGGCAUUACCAUCGGUAUCAGACUGUGGUACGUACAUCUCUUAUCCAACUGCGGAAGAUGAAGAUACGUUCCGGCCCUCCGACCGACGGCAAGGUGGACCCUGUGAACGAUGGCGAUGUUACCAACAACAUCUCCUUCCUUCGCUUAUGCUAGAUCGAUCGAUCGACAGGCACGACGAGAAGUCCGAGACAGAAUUAGGGUUGCGGUUAGAUACGGAGGCGACGGAGGAUGACGGAGGAUGGUAG